This is a messenger RNA of Rotaria socialis, 480 nucleotides long. The record is from the annotation of a GenBank genome assembly. Lineage: Eukaryota; Metazoa; Rotifera; Eurotatoria; Philodinida; Philodinidae.
AUGGGUUUAUUUAAUAGUGGAAAAAAUGAAAAAGUUGAGAAAGUGAGUAAAUAUGAACGACAUUAUAAUGUUCCAAAAAAUUCAUCACAUCGUCGUUCAUCAAAACAUCGUUCAAAUCAAGGUGAAUCUGCUCCUCCCGUUCGAGCUAUGUCUCAACCACCAUUAAUGCGUUUUGGUGCUGGCUAUUUUCCACCAACAAAUGUAUUUAAUCCAGCUAUGGCUCCUAAUGUUCUAUCUCAAAUGCGAUAUCCAAUGACACCUUAUGAUUUAAGCAAAUAUCCAUCACCAACAACCUAUUCAACGAAUCCAUUUAAUGGUGCUCAAAUGGCGCCAAUCAAUCUAUCACCUAUUUGGAAUAAUGGAAUGCCAUUAGUUAAUAAUCGAUCGGCAUUUCAACAACCAUUAAAUGAUUAUCAACAAGUAGCUUGGCCUUUAAUGACUCCAUCAAAUAAUGGAUAUAUGCAACCUAUGCAAUUUUAA